CGCGAAAAAAAACCGCGCAGCAGCCACAUUUGAAUAUACACAAGAGGCCGAGGCAGCCAAGCGCACAGAUCACUUGUUUGACUUGGUGGCGGCUGUUGGUCCCAUUCACAUUCCGGCAUCCGCGUGGUUCACCAACUUCUUGAGACCCCGAGAGUCGAGAACCGAAAACCGAAAUCUCCGUGAGGACGACAGACGCUGGACACAGUUGCGGUAGAUUGUGAUCGGUUUGUUGUGACUACAGUUUAUUGCAUUGUCGAGAAGCUGUCGGAAUGGCACUCCCGUAGACGAGUGGAGAGGUGUUCAAAUUUGAGAAGCGUUCGGACAUUGAGGCCAUAGCAAAAGGUGAAGAGGUUGCUAAUUUUACGAGUGUUGGGUGAAAUUGAAGAGAGAGGGAGAGACACACUAUCGGAACAAUUGCUGGACAGUGGGGUCAGAGAUUUGUGUGGUUUUAUUUUUGGGACAGUGGGAUAGCAGCAUACCUCGAAGAAUUCGUUGUGAACUGAAGUUAGUGCUUAAAGUGCGCCAGUGCCAAACAGAUGCAAAAAUGAGUCUAUCCAGGAGAAGUUCAACAUCCGUGCUAGUGUCGUUUGGCUGUUGCCUACUAUUGCUAACGCAAGCCAUCGUGACAGUGAAGGGUCAUGCCCUUCCGGAACCUUCCGAGCAAAACUUACAAACUGAUAGCAGUGCGCUGAAUCUGGUGGAAGCCCCUGUCUUGGACCAGCAGCAGCCAAGUGACAGUGAAUCGUCGGCGGUUCAACCGCAGCCCAGUGCCAGGUCACAAAAUGCUCAGACCCGACAGUUGGAUCUAGAUCGAAUGGAUUCGCUGUCCCAGUCGAGUGCCAGUGAAAUUAUUAGGAGUAAACGGUGGAAGUUGCAGAAAAUUACACCACCGGGACGGAGUCGCAUCAAUAAUCGGUCAAUGACUGCCUUCAACGAGAUGGAUAGUUCCGAGUAUAACGAAGAUCAGCCGCUGAAUGAGCCAUCUCACCGAUACUUCCAUCAUCAACCGGUGGCCCGACACUGGAAUACGGCCAUGCAGGUGCACAGGAGAUCGGACACCGUGGAUAAUGACUUUUCCGAUGAGUCAAGGACGCUGGACGAAGCACGCUUCAAGAAACAUAAGAAGAAGAAACACGACGAGGAUAUCCUGGAACAACUUCUGCAAGAUGAACUCGAAGCCUCGCUAGAGGAACUGGACGAUGACGACGACGAUGACGAUGAUGACGACACCAACCCGGAGGCCCGUUUCAAGAAGAAGAAGAAGUUCCACCUGAAGCACAAGUACAAAAAGUUCCUGCUGCCGCUGCUGCUGGCCUACAAGCUCAAGUUCAUGAUGAUGUUCCCGGCCAUCGUGGGAGGUCUUGCGCUACUGGUCAAGGCUGCCGGUUUGGCUGGAUUCUUCUUCGCUCUGUUCGCUUCCGUCGUGAGCUUGCAAAAGUCCCACUAGAGCGGGAAACGGCCACAGGAAACCGGACCCUGAGGAGAAGCAGGAGGAUGAUUGCGAAUCGUAUGAAUGAAUGGUGAAGUGCUGUAUCCAGAGUGCUGUGGAUGGUUUGUUUUGUGGUGUGUAUUUUUAUUUGACAGAGAGAUGGACGAAAGUAAAAUGUCUGAUCGUGGGCACGCAUGCGCGCGUAUGAACUUAACGAGAGGAACAUCGAGAUCCGAAAAAAAUAAGACAAAAGUUGAUCUAUGACGAUUCGAUGACGACGGGAACCAGUGAGCGUGAAAUUGAGACGACCUUGAUUGGUGUCUCCGGGACCAGGAGCGAACGUUACGCGAAUGGAGAUCAUCGAAAAGGAAAAUGCUGAAGUGAAUUUGUGUUUUAUGUUUCUUCUAUUUAGUUUUCGUUUUUAUGAUUUUUAUUUUUUGAAUGUCGACAAUCUAUGAGAGUGAGCAAAAGCGCCAAAUGGACGAUUUCAGGCUCAGGCUGAUUCGCAGCGAUGGGAGAAAUUGCUGAUUGGAGCGUAGAGACAAUAUGUGGUCACAAUUGUUGCUAGUUGAAACCGUUUCUAGUGUAAGUUAUUUAUUGUCAGUGUUAUUUAUAGUAGCCUAGCGAAACGAUGACCAUAUAAAUGUAGAUAAUUUAUUGUCCCAAACGUGAAACAAA
Messenger RNA from Aedes aegypti (yellow fever mosquito), 2107 nucleotides. Its product is annotated as dnaJ homolog subfamily C member 21. Bases 545 to 1447 code for a protein of 300 amino acids. The record is from RefSeq and is a predicted model, not a curated record. The transcript is spliced from 3 exons. Lineage: Eukaryota; Metazoa; Arthropoda; Insecta; Diptera; Culicidae.